CCGGGCAUGGCUUCCACCUCGUCUUCAGGUUCCAACUGGGGCCUAAUCAUGAACAUCGUGAACAGCAUUGUGGGGGUCAGCGUGCUAACUAUGCCCUUCUGCUUUCGACAGUGUGGCAUCUUUUUGGGAGCCCUGCUGCUUAUUUUCUGUUCCUGGAUGACUCAUCAAUCCUGUAUGUUCCUAGUGAAAUCAGCCAAUCAAAGCAAACGCAGGACCUAUCCUGGGCUAGCCUUCCAUGCCUAUGGAAAAGCUGGGAAGAUGCUGGUGGAAACCAGUAUGAUUGGACUGAUGCUAGGAACCUGCAUUGCUUUCUACGUUGUUAUUGGUGACUUGGGAUCAAACUUCUUUGCCCGGUUAUUUGGAGUUGAGGUGAAUGGCGUCUUCCGGGUAGUCCUGCUGAUUAUUGUCUCCCUCUGCAUUGUGCUUCCACUGAGCCUCCAGAGAAACAUGAUGGCUUCCAUACAGUCCUUCAGUGCCAUGGCUCUGAUCUUUUACACCGUGUUUAUGUUUGUGAUCGUGCUCAGUUCUUUCAGACAUGGCCUGUUUGGCGGGCAGUGGCUGCAGCGGGUCAGUUACGCACGCUGGGAGGGCAUUUUUCGCUGCAUUCCUAUCUUUGGCAUGUCUUUUGCCUGUCAGUCCCAGGUCUUGCCAACCUACGAUAGCCUGGAUGAGCCAUCUGUUAAAAUCAUGAGUUCCAUAUUUGCCUCAUCACUCAAUGUGGUCACCACCUUUUACAUUAUGGUGGGGUUCUUUGGCUAUGUGAGCCACACUGAAGAAAUUGCUGGGAAUGUACUCAUGAACUUCCCAUCCAAUCCAGUGACGGAGAUGAUACGUGUGGGGUUCAUGAUGUCUGUAGCGGUUGGAUUUCCGAUGAUGAUUCUGCCAUGCCGGCAGGCAUUAAAUACCCUUCUUUUUGAGCAGCAGCAAAAAGAUGGGACAUUUGCUGCAGGGGGUUAUAUGCCACCUCUGCGAUUUAAAGCACUGACACUGGCUGUUGUCUUCGGAACCAUGCUGGGAGGCAUCAUGAUACCUAACGUGGAAACCAUUUUGGGCCUAACAGGUGCGACGAUGGGAAGCCUCAUCUGUUUUAUCUGCCCAGCUCUUAUUUACAAGAAACUCCACAAGAAUGUCCUUUGUUCACAGAUCAUAUUAUGGAUCGGUUUGGGCGUACUGGUCAUUAGCACCUACACUACCUUAUCAGCAGUGGAACAUUCCCCAGCAAAAAUAGAACCUGUGGAGCCAGGCAAGCUGCCAGAAGGGAUAAGGGAUGUACCGGAUCAAGACCCUUUCAAAAUCUCAGACCAGAACCUAGCAGUGGAAAAAGUGGGCGAUAACCGUGACAAGCCCAAAGCAGAGAAUGAGAAAGAAGAAAUGGAACAGCCACAGAUCAGGGUUCCCAUUGAUGUUCCCAAGAGAGAGGAGAAGGAGAAGCCAAAGGAGGAGGUGCAGCUGGACCGACCUGAUCAAGGCAUUGCGCUCCCUAUAGGAGAAGCCCACCGCCAUGAGCCACCAGUGCCACAUGACGAGGUGGUGGUGGAUGAAGGUCAGGACCGUGAGGAGCCUGAAGAAGAGAAGCAGCCACCAGCCAACAAGGCUGUCCUGGGGGAGGGGAAACCUGUGCCAGAGAAGGAGCCUAAGCCUGUUCCUGAACAAGCAAAGGAAGACAGCGCCCAGGAGAAGCUGAAGGACCGUCCUGUGAAAGAGCCCAAGCCUGUGCCGGAGGUGGUUGCACAUGAGGAUGAGCGGCCCCCUUACAAAGACCUGGAACUGGACAGUCAGAAGGAGAAGAGAGACCAGGCUGAGGGUGUGAAGGACAAUGCCAAGGAAGGAGUGGAACCUGUUGAGAAGAACGAACCUGCAGGUGAAAAGGAAGAGCCGCGGCCGCCAGAGCAGCCAGAACCUGCCCACGCUGAGCAGAGGGAGAUCCGUAACGUAGAAGAGAAUCCAGACAGCAAGCUAGAAGAAGCUGGCAAAGAGAAGCUACUCGACCAUGAAGUCCUGCUGCAGGUGAUUAAGGAGCAGCAGGUUCAGCAGAAGCAGCUCUUGGACCAGCAAGCCAAGUUGCUGGCGGUGAUUGAGGAGCAGCACAAGGAGAUCCACCAGCAGAGACAAGAAGAGGGAGGAGAGGAAAAGCCAAAGCCAGAAAUUCACCAGGAAGCUGGCCUGCCUCUUUCCAAGAACAAGGAAAGAGAGGAAGGCCCUGCAAGUAAAAUUGAAGAUGCAGCAAAGAAUGCACCCAGUGAGAAACUGGGUCAUCCUUUGCAUGGGCUCAAUAACCAACCCCUGGACUUGGAUGGACAGCGAAGACAGCCGGCCACAGAUCCAGAAGGAGAGCUGAAGCAUGUACACAAAUUAACUAGAGCUCCACCUAAAAAUCCAGCCUCUCUAAAUGACGGUGAGAAUAUUGCACAACACCAAGCAGGGAAAAAUUCAGAGAAGGUGGUAGAGCCAGUCCGAAGCGAUUCACAGAUAGCGGGGGCUGAUGGAGAACAUCAAGAGAAACAGAAAGAAGGCCAUGAUACUCAGUUGGCCCAAGAUGCCCAAAAGAAAAUGAAGAAUGCACAAAAAAUAGACGAAAUUGGGGGAAAGGUUGGAGGCCAGAAGGAGAUGCUUGGUGAAGCUAAAGCCCUUGCUGGGAAGAUUGCUCCGAGAGUCUCUGAGAGAGAACCACUUGCCAGAGUUAAUCAAGAGGAGUUUCAGAAUCAAGAAAAGCAAGCAGAUCCAGCAGACAAGCCAAAGGUUGCUGAAAGCAUACAACAGAUCCAGGCAGUCCCAGGAGCUGUGAAUGCUGACGAGACUGGGGUGAAACAGACCUUUUUGGGCCAGGCUGAUGGACUGCAGGGCCAAAGAGGCAGUAGCAAAGAUAGGGCAGCAGCUGGAUUCCAUAUUCCACAGGCAAAUCAAGUCAAUGAAUUCAGGCUUGGUGCCGAAAGUGAGCCCAAAAACCCAGGGAAGUUGCAUGAGUCUGAGGGUGACCCUGUCCUAAAGGGUGACCCUGUACUAAAGCCAGAGGAGAUUGCUGCCCCCAGGGAACAUGAACAUGUGAAACCUAACCGAGACCUGAAGCUAAAGGAAGAUCCGGACUUGCGCCGCAGGAGACGAGACCUGGAGGAAGAGGAGGAAGAGACCGGGAGGGUGAUAAUUGGACUUAAUCCCCUCCCAGAUGUGAGAGUCAAUGACCUGCGCAGUGCACUGGAGACUCAGUUGAAUCAGGCAGCAGAAGGAGCCCAGCAAGCACUUCACAGUCGACAAAUAAAACAGAUGCCGGUGGCAGAAGAAGAGGUGUGAGAUCAGGACUUCAUACUAUUGACCCAGGUGUUGGAGGCUGUUGGCUAUUCUGGGGUGUCUGUUACUGAGCUAACUGCAGUUGAGUGUGUAACUGCUGGCAGUCUGAAC
Messenger RNA from Euleptes europaea (tarantolino), 3396 nucleotides. RefSeq names its product solute carrier family 38 member 10 (gene SLC38A10). Gene Ontology annotation, molecular function: amino acid transmembrane transporter activity. The transcript is spliced from 16 exons. Lineage: Eukaryota; Metazoa; Chordata; Lepidosauria; Squamata; Sphaerodactylidae. Gene Ontology annotation, biological process: amino acid transmembrane transport. The coding region runs from base 7 to 3288 and encodes 1093 amino acids. The record is from RefSeq and is a predicted model, not a curated record.